CACCAAAUCUUAGAAUAUCGCAUGUUUAUGCUAACAUAAACGUAAACGUACUGAGACAGAGCGACAUCUAUAAGUACUGAGGCACUGGAGAGUUUACAGUGACUACAAGGUGUGCUAUCCGAUCUAAUGGAGUCAGAAAGUGCGGAUGUGGUGCAGUCAUUGGGUGCUGAGGAUGAACCGGCCUCUACAUCCGUGUCAGCUGACGUUGAAAAUGACAGCUCAAGCCAAAAUACCGAGAUUAGCAGUAAGGACACUUCGCAGAAGUCCGGUCAGGUGCAGCAACUGUGUCGCUUCUACUCUCAGGGCAGGCGAUGCUAUUAUGGGAAAAGGUGCCGAUUUCUUCAUCAAAGAGCUGCGAGUGCACACAAUGAUGAAGAGAACGGUACGACUCUCAAAGAGAAAGAAGGAAGUACGGAUGGUCACCCAUUAGACCCACGGCAGCAAAGGAGUGAAAACGGACAGUCUGGUAUAGAGGUUCUGCCCCCGUCCAGCCACAGAACUGCUCCUGUAAAGCAAGAGAGAAUCAGACGACCCUGCCGCUACUUCCUGUCUGGGUUUUGUGCAAUGGAGGACCGUUGUCGCUUCUUGCAUCCACAGCAAUUUCCACCCGUGGAGGACCAGCCUCACGGCCCUAAAGAGAGGAGCAGCUUCAGGCCUUCUGCUCCGGCCACACGUCCAGCUAAAAGUCAAGAGCAGGUCAAACUGGCUGAUCUCACUGACGAGGUUUGCAAGCAGCUGAGAGCCACUGAGAUCGCUCAGCUCACGAAGAGAUUUCCCAAAGACAAACUCAUCGUGCAGGAGCGAGAAGACGGACAGCUGAUCUACUAUAGAGUGACGGUUCAAGCCACAGACCCUGACUGGCCAUUUGAUCUUAAUGAAGUGGACAUCAUGGUCAGCUUUCCUGAGCGUUACCCUCAAGAGGUUUUCACCGUGGAUAUCCCUGAAGACCAGGACUUACCAUCAGUCAUGGGAAGACAUGUUCAGAAGGCCUCAGAAGAAUGGCUGAAGGCUAAACAUGCUACUAAUCAGCUGAUGGGAAGAGUCGAGCUGCUCUUCAGGCCGUAUUUGCGCUGGCUGGACCGUAGUAUGGAGAAACUCUUCACUGAGGGAGCCAGGCAGUUAAAGAAAGAUGUUGACCUAGAGAGGGCUGGAAUACAGUUCGUGCCCUAUGAGCAAAUUAAGGUCACCGUUUUUAAGAACGCAUCCAAGAAAUCGGACACUCCUGAGCGCAUAGUGUCAUUCACCGUGGCUUCAGGAGAGGAGGGGGAGGAAGAAGAGCAAGAUGAAGCUGGAGUAGAGAACGAGGAGGAAGAGGACGAGACUGCUUUCAGUAGUGAUGGAGAGGAAGGCAGCCAGAAGGUGGAGAACAUAAAAACAAGAGAGCGACGUAAAGGAACUGAAGUCAAACUGCUGGGUCUGAAACUGGGGGAACAAAUAGCUACUGUGGCAGCUAAACAGAUCUCGGUGUCCCUGAAGUGCAACAGGUGUAAAGUUGAUUCUGACCUGACCCUGUCGGGGCGUCUGACCUGUACUGCUCAGUGUGAGAAAUGUCAAGCAGGGAUCAGGGCUGCCUUCAGACCCAGUAUGCUGCACCACUACAGUGAUGUUUUGGGCUACCUGGACCUUAACGCAGUCGUACCUGUUGAUCUGGUACUGAAGGACUCUGUGUUCAGUGUGGGUUGCCUUAACUGCAACAAGGAGGACACAAUUCAGAACCUGACUUAUGGGCAAAACUGGGAGCAAAACUGCCAACACUGUCAUACCAAACUCAGCAUUUCUGUGGAGGCGACACGUUUCCAGUUCAUUCGGCCAGAGCCCAGAAAUCAGACAGGUGCAGCUGCCCAAUACCCUCGACGCUACAGAGACCCUGCGGUCCAGCAAGGGAAAUCUCUACCCGAUAAAGGAGCUUGCAGGCAUUUCAAACAAAGUCACCGAUGGCUAAGAUUUCCAUGCUGUGGUCGGGCAUACCCAUGUGACGUGUGCCAUGAUGAAGAUCAGGACCAUCCGAUGGAGCUGGCCACCAGAAUGAUCUGCGGUUAUUGUGCCAAAGAGCAGUCGUACAACAAUGGCAAACCUUGCAUUAGUUGUGGAGGUAUGAUGACAAGAGCAGCCUUCACAAGCCACUGGGAGGGCGGACAGGGCUGUAGAAACAAGGUUAAGAUGAGCAGGAACGACCGUCAGAAAUAUGCCAAUACAUGUAAAACGGUGGCAAACAAAAAGAAUAAAGAAAAAAGUAAUUAAUGAUACCAGAAGAUCUUCUUUUCAGCAAAUCAGGUGGUACAAGGCCAGGUACCUAAUCAUGUUUAAGUCAUCAAAUCACAUUUUUAGCAUUUUCAUUUCAAAUGAUUUUACAAAAAAGAACUGUUGCAGUGUACAAUGAAUUGGUGAUAAAAUACAUCCGAAAGAUAUAUAUAUAUAUUCAGCAUAACAUGUAAACUGCUACCACUUUUUGUACAUCUCCUCUUUUUUUUUUUGCUUGUAGGAAAACAAACAUAUUGUAUAUGCAUAAAUUCAUUAAAUCUUUGGUUUUAGAUUGCUUAAAAAUACCUGAAAUGAUGCAAGGCAAGAGUCAUUAUGCUAAAGGUUACAAUCAUUAUGAUGUGAGAUUUUAUUAUUAUUUUCAGUUCAUCACUAAACAUCUGUCUCUUAAUUUUUUUUUUUUUUUUCAAAAUACAACCAAAUCAAAUUAUGGAUACUUGUAUAUCCACAAUGUAGUAGUGCAAUAAGCAAAAUAUGGAAUGCAAAAUAUUUCUGUGCAUUUUCUAUAAUUGCAAUUAAAAUAAAAUUAUUAAAAAAGA
This is a messenger RNA of Puntigrus tetrazona (Sumatra barb), 2798 nucleotides long. RefSeq lists its product as uncharacterized. Gene Ontology annotation, molecular function: nuclear export signal receptor activity; zinc ion binding. Gene Ontology annotation, cellular component: nuclear envelope. The coding region runs from base 127 to 2241 and encodes 704 amino acids. The record is from RefSeq and is a predicted model, not a curated record. NCBI's taxonomy places the organism in Eukaryota, Metazoa, Chordata, Actinopteri, Cypriniformes, Cyprinidae. The transcript is spliced from 12 exons.